Messenger RNA from Colletotrichum graminicola M1.001, 939 nucleotides. RefSeq names its product phytanoyl-CoA dioxygenase. NCBI's taxonomy places the organism in Eukaryota, Fungi, Ascomycota, Sordariomycetes, Glomerellales, Glomerellaceae. The coding region runs from base 1 to 939 and encodes 312 amino acids. The record is from RefSeq and is a predicted model, not a curated record. The transcript has a single exon.
AUGUCGGGGGCCUCUUGGCAAGAAGAUUUCAAGACGAAUGGCUUUGCGGUGAUUCCAUCCGUGAUAUCUCGCGACAAAGCGGCCGAGUACCAAAAACAAGCCUUUGAUUGGCUUGUGUCGUUCGACAACCCCGCCCUAGACCUGUCCAAGCCUGCGACCUGGACGUCUGAGAACCUCCCCUUCAUCUCGAGUAUCAACACUUUCCAUCACUAUGGAGUCGUCCAUGAAAAGUUCAUGUGGGACAUCCGCCAAGAGCCAGGGGUCAUUGACGCUUUCGCCAAGAUUUGGGACACCGAGAAGCUCAUCGUCUCGUUUGACGCCCUGAACAUCACGCUCCCUAGAAGGCCAAACCACGUCCCUAGGACGAAAUGGCCGCAUGUCGACCAAAGUCCAUUCAGAGAAGGGUUACAAUGCGUGCAGGGCAUAGUGAGCCUGUCCAAGGCGGGGCCCGAAGACGGGGGCUUGACGGUGUACCCCGGGACUCACAAGGCCACCGAGCAAUUCUUCCGCGAACAUACGGACCGGGCCCAGUGGACGAGGAAGGACUUUUUCGCUUACACCCCGGAGCAAAUUGCCUGGUUUGAGAGCCAGGGCUAUCGAGAGCACAAGGUCGUCGCGGAGCCGGGUGACCUUAUCAUCUGGGACUCGCGGUUGAUCCACUACGGUGCGGAACCGACGGCCAAGAGCGACACGAUUCGGACCAUCACCUACGUUUCGUACGCGCCGGCGUCAUUUGCGACCGCCGAUGCACUGGACGCAAAGAAAAAGGCGUUUGAGAAAUGGCUAGCUACGACGCAUUGGCCGCACGACAACAUCGCCCCGAGAACCAAUCAACCCACUCUUCCGGACGGAACGAUUGAUACACGAAGGUCGGAACCGCGAGAGAAGCCAGAGCUGACCGAACGGUUGCUGAAGCUGGCUGGUGUACAAGCCUACUGA